AUGCUUCGUGGCAAUCAUGAAACACGUGCUGUAAACAGAAUAUACGGUUUUUUUGAGGAAUGCGUUCAACGAUUCCCAAACAAGAAUGCCGGAACUCAACUAUGGACAUUAUACCAACAUGUUCGCUACCCGAAACAUCUUUAUAUGCUUCGUGGCAAUCAUGAAACACGUGCUGUAAACAGAAUAUACGGUUUUUUUGAGGAAUGCGUUCAACGAUUCCCAAACAAGAAUGCCGGAACUCAACUAUGGACAUUAUACCAACAUGCAUAA
Messenger RNA from Brugia malayi, 270 nucleotides. The record is from the annotation of a RefSeq genome assembly. Lineage: Eukaryota; Metazoa; Nematoda; Chromadorea; Rhabditida; Onchocercidae.